ACGACACAGAGAGGUGGGACUGAAAGGCACGUGAGCAGUGCUACGUCAUCGUAAACAGCGGCGGGCGACAUGGCGUCUCGUGUGGCCAACAAGGUCAUAUUUGAGCAGGAGGGAAUUUUUAUACAUUCGAGUACGGAAAGCGCUGAGGACCAAGAUUCCCUUACAGCCGGACUGCUGCGCAUCUUAGACAAGGAUGGUGACAUAUUGGUGGAAUAUAAACCCAUGGAGGACACAGUAGAUCCAUCCAACAUGCUGUGUGCUGGCAAGGAUUCCAGCUCAGUCAUGGAGUGGACCCAGUGUACAGGAGACCGAGGCCACCGACUAGUGGAGCAUCAGCUGAGCUACGAGACUGAAUGGGACAUGCUCAACACAGUCUCCUUCAAGAGGAAGCAGUCUACCAGUGGUGAAGGUCUCUCAAGCACUGGACAUGAGCGGAGUAAGGGAGCCUUUUCCUUCAAUGUGGGGGAGCUCAAGUCUAUCAUGGUGAAGACAGAAGGCUGGUCUCGCCUGGUUUUUCGCCUUAGGGAGGACUCUGGCAUGCCUGCUCUGCAUUUCCACCAGGGGGGGAGUGAAGCCUUCCUGGAUGCCCUUCGAAGAUUCGUGCACCUCGUCCAGUCUCCCAACGAUGAGUCUUGCCUAAUAGUCAGCAGCCAGAACAAAGCCCUCUCACAGUCCUUUGAGAAUCUGUUGGAUGAUGCCACAUUUGGGCUUGUGCAAAAAUUUAAGAAUGACCCAUACACAACAACUUUGGGUGGCUUUUCUAAAGUCACCAACUACAUCUUUGAUGCCUUCCGUGGGCCUGAGCUGCUGCAUCAGCAGCGGCCAGCAGAGGAGGUGGCUGACCUUUUGAGCGAGGUUAUCCCUGGCCUCGAGGUCAACCAGCAGGAGGAGCCUGGGUUUGAGGUCAUUACCAGGAUCGAUCUGGGUCCUAGGCCCGAAGUCCGGCGGAGGGAGCCUGUGUCAGCCGAAGAUUGGACAGAACACAUGGAUAUAGAGGGCAAGGUGCAGAAUGUCUCUCAUCUGAAGGAGCUAAUCUUCAAAGGGGGCCUUUGCCAUGCAGUUAGGAAAGAAGCCUGGAAGUUUCUGCUAGGCUACUUUCCAUGGGACAGCACCCGUGAUGAGAGGAAGAGCCUGCAGAAGCGGAAAACGGAUGAAUACUUCCGGAUGAAGCUACAGUGGAAGUCAGUGAGUGAGGAGCAAGAGAGGAGGAACUCCCGAUUACGAGAUUAUAGGAGUCUUAUUGAAAAAGAUGUCAAUCGAACUGACCGAACCAACAAAUUCUAUGAAGGUCCAGAUAACCCGGGUCUGAUCCUCUUACAUGACAUCUUGAUGACUUACUGCAUGUAUGAUUUUGAUCUAGGAUACGUGCAGGGAAUGAGCGAUCUGCUUUCCCCCAUUCUCUACGUCAUGGAAAACGAGGUAGACACCUUCUGGUGCUUUGUGUCCUUCAUGGACCAAAUGCAUCAGAACUUUGAGGAGCAGAUGCAAGGCAUGAAAACUCAGUUGAUCCAGCUGGGCACAUUGCUGCAACUACUGGACCUCUCCUUCUGGAACUACCUGGAGUCGCAGGAUUCAGGGUACCUGUACUUCUGCUUCCGGUGGCUGCUGAUCCGCUUCAAGCGGGAGCUAAGCUUCCAGGAUGUUCUUCGCCUAUGGGAGGUCAUGUGGACUGGGCUGCCAUGCCAGAACUUUCAUCUGCUGGUCUGCUGUGCCAUUUUGGACUCAGAGAAGCAGAAAAUUGUGGAAGAGAAUUAUGGAUUCAAUGAAAUCCUGAAGCACAUUAAUGAGCUUUCAAUGAAGCUUGACAUUGAGGAAAUCCUUCUCAAGGCAGAGGCUAUCUGCUGGCAGAUAGAGUCCUGCAAGGAUUUACCCAGUGCAGUGGCAGAGAUUCUGGGAUUUAACACUAAGAGUGGCCAUUCCAAGGUAGAAGGAAGUGAGUUUGAAGCCCUCGAUUCGCCUCAGGUGCCCAGGCGCUUGCACAGGCGAGACUUAGCAGAAGAAUUCAUCCCCAAUGGCAAUGGACAUUUAAGAGAAACGCACAAUGUUUACAAAUUAGCCUACAUCUCAUAGUACAUGCACAUACACUGCCUGAACAACUUUGAUAUGUUAAUCCCCACUCACAGACAGUAUUGGGUUUAGUUUCAAUAUUUGAUAAUGGCUGCAGUAUCAGAAUUUUAAGUGGGAUAAGUCCAAAAGUGGGGAUAUCCAGAAAUCUUCAAUAUUUUUAUAAUUCCUUGUAUCAUUGUUGUUUUGCUCUUUGUAAUCAUUCCUUCUCAGUGGCUGAAGGCAUUUCUUAGAGGGAUUUUUUUGGCCUGUGAUAAAUUGAUCUUUAUUUGGUUCAGAAUUUAUUCAGAUUUCAGGUGGUUCUUAACAUAGUUGCUUAAUGUACAUAUAAAACAUGACGCUAUGGUAGGUUGAACUUUGGCACUUAAAUGGUGGCGUCCUGGAGUGAGGAAGGACUUUUAAUAAUAUAGGGCAUAAUUAAUGACUAUACUGAUGGUUACAACAAUGUUUUGUGUCCUUUAAAGAGCUUAAUAUUAAGGUUUCUGUGAAGCAACUUCAUGAGGAAUAGUGAAUUAUUCAACAUGCCUUAUACUUUGCCUACCUUGACCUUUUUUGAUUUUAGUUCAAUGUGUAGGCAUUAAGGUAACUGCUGACAAUUUGUGUGAAUUUUAACAGCCCUGUGCUGAGAUGCAGGACACAGCAAAUAGUACAUUUUGGUCAUUGAUUCUACUUCUGGAAAACUAGAGUAAAUUAUAGCUGAACAAGAAUGUUGGUUGGUUGGUUGGUUUGAUCAAUUCACGCACAGUGGAUGGAACUGGGCUGUGUGACCUUCCAGCCCUUGUGAGGCUGGCUGUGGUGAUUCUAUGAAGCAAGAACAACAAGCUUCCUGGUUCUACCUGGAAUGGGUACAUACCAUUCAGUGGAGUGCCUCUCCAUGAAAGAGGUGGAACAGGUAUAGGCAUCAAACCAAGCGAGACAAGUGGCCUUCUGACAUUUGUUUCAGACUUAUGUCGGCAAGUAAUGUCACAUUCUGUUCUGAUACUUUUCACACUUUCCAACUUAAAUUGGUUUGUACUCUUCAGCAGCGUAUGUAUCUGAAAAGUGUGUGACACUCCAGAGCUGUACAGUGCUCUGUGCAUUGGUGGGACACAUGCACCCAGAAGAUUGUACAGCAGUGCUCAUCUGACCUGUUGUAGAAAUCCAGAACAGCCUCAAGGGCUGUAUAAAAUACAGGGUGACUUACCAAUCCGUCCAUGUUCUACAUAUUUGUAUAUUCUCAAUAAAUGCAAUGUGUUUAUUACCUUUUGAUAAAUAAUUAUGCUUGAAACUCGGUGUGUUUUUACUUGGCUCUCAUGCUUUGGCCAGCACUUCACACAGUAUCAUACAAGAUGUGACUUCAUAGGUUCUCGCUGUCUAGCCCCCUCCCCUCCCCCAAAAGAAAACCAGAAAACUGAGGAAGAUUCUAAAAUAUUUCAA
Scleropages formosus (Asian bonytongue) is the source of this 3480-nucleotide messenger RNA. RefSeq names its product TBC1 domain family, member 15 (gene tbc1d15). The transcript has 17 exons. Bases 70 to 2070 code for a protein of 666 amino acids. Gene Ontology annotation, biological process: activation of GTPase activity. The record is from RefSeq and is a predicted model, not a curated record. Gene Ontology annotation, molecular function: GTPase activator activity. Lineage: Eukaryota; Metazoa; Chordata; Actinopteri; Osteoglossiformes; Osteoglossidae.